Blepharisma stoltei is the source of this 784-nucleotide messenger RNA. The record is from the annotation of a GenBank genome assembly. NCBI's taxonomy places the organism in Eukaryota, Ciliophora, Heterotrichea, Heterotrichida, Blepharismidae.
AUGGAGCGGCAAGGAGACUAUGUUUAUAUCGAAGAUGGAGCAUAUACUUCUGCCAACUUAUUAUGCAUCCCUGAGAAAUACAAAGCAUACAUCGACUUAGUUUUCAUCUCCAAAGGUCAAAUCGAAGACAGGAUUUUAAGGCUCGCUGAAACCCUCACAAGCGAGUCAAAAACUCGCUCAAUCGCCCUUAUCGUGAUCUUGCGAGGAGCCUUUAGAUUUGCCAAGGAUUUAGUUGAUGGCAUCGACCGCGCCUGCUAUAAAGAGCAGUUUGUCUAUACAAUUGACUUUAUCCGUGCAAGGAGCUACGUAGGUCAAACCCAGCAUGACAUUAUCCUUGAAGGCCUGGACGCCCUGGACCUAGAAGGAAAAGAGGUGGUCAUUGUGGAAGACUUAGUUGAUAGUGGAAAUACACUUUCAAGAGUCGCAAGUAUCAUAAGAGGGGGGCUAAUUUAUAAUUUCAUAGAGCUUUCACCAUAAUCGUUAUUAAUUAUAUAACAAACUGUUUUGGUUGCUAAAAAAGGGAUUAAUUUUUUCCUUUUUCUAAUGGUUGUGCUUUCUUCCAGGGUAGGAGUAAGAGAAAAAAAACCCAGCUUCAUUGAAAAUCUGCGUGCUAAUUUAUAAGAGAAAUCCUGAAAACACACGCAUUGUGCCUGAUCACAUUGGAUUUUCGGUGCCAAAUGAGUGGAUUAUUGGGUAUCAUACGGACUAUAACAACUACUUUAGGGAUCUCCCUCACAUUUGUUUGCUUAAUGAUGCUGGAAAGGAAGAAUUCAGGACUAAGUAA